AAUAACGUGGAAGCACACACUAGAUAAACUUACCAAUUUUUUCUCCGCUCGGUCAAUGCUUUAUGGGCUAUUUCUUGAACUGCUCAAUUCCUUUGUUUUCGACUGUGGAGGGUUUGUAGCAUAUCCAGACUAUCAAUUUUCUGUCAAUGGCUUCCACUUCGACAUCUGGUCGAAGAGAAGAGGAACGUGAUCCAUUUUUGGUACUUGAACCUCCCAACAAGAAAAACAAAUCUUCCUUGACUGCAAAACAGUAUGAUGUGUUCAUCAACCAUCGAGGCCCAGACAGUAAAACAGAUCUGGCUUUGCCGCUUUAUAAUUCUCUACAACAAGCUGGGAUCCGGACAUAUGUACAUUGUAGAUGCUCCAGAGACUGAACUGGGAGAUUAUUUUCCUUCUGCCAUAAAGAAUGCCAUAUCCUCUGCCACACUACACAUAGCCAUCUUGUCGCCGCGAUAUGCAGAGUCUGCUUGGUGUUUAGCCGAGCUAUCUUUGAUGUUUCAAACCAGGGCUAGAAUUAUUCCCCUGUUUUACCAUGUCCGGCCUUCAGACUUCCGCUACAUUAAAAAUGAAGUUGCAGAUGCAUUUAGAAAGCACGAAGAGAAGGAGAAGGAGGGCAGAUAUCCUGAUCAUGACAUUCAACAGUGGAAAGAAUGCCUGCAGAACGUUUCAGGAAUCAAGGGCUACGAAAUCAAGGAACAAAAUGAUUAUCUGAAGAAGCUGUGUGAUGAUGUCGUGUCUACCGUGGUUAAGGAAAAGCAAAAGAGAAAAAUUCCUUUCCAAGUUGCAAAAUAUGAGGUGGGACUUGAUGAGCUUGUGAAAGAUUUCUACAGCCAUUGCCAGAGAAAUGGACAGAUGAGAGAUAAAAUAAUUGGCAUCUUUGGAAUGGGAGGGUCUGGCAAGACUACUCUCGCCAAAUAUUUAUUCAAUAGCAAGCAUUCAGAAUUUAGUGGAUCAACUAGUAUGUUUGAUGUGCGGGAAAACCAUGUCAAAGGUAAGUUGACUUCUCUGCAAAGUAAGCUUCUCAAUGAUCUGGGAGGGGAAAUAAAUCAUCAUAAUGAUUUGGAAGGAAAAAGGAAUCAGCAUAAAUUUCGUAGUACAGAAGAUGGAGUUGCUGUUAUCAAGGAUUACCUUAAAAAAAGCUCAGAAUUAAAGUUCCUUGUACUUCUAGACGAUGUUGAUCAUCAGACUCAGUUAGAUGCCCUAUUGCCCAUAGAUGUUCUCAAUCACAACAGUCUGGUGAUUGUCACGACCCGGGAUGAGAGGCUUCUUAUACAGACCGGAGUAAGAGUCCGUUAUAAGAUGAAAGAAAUGAAUCCACAGCAUAGCAGAGAGCUCUUCUGCUGGCAUGCGUUUCAUAAACAAUCUUGUAAAAGUGGAUUUGAUAAUUUGGUAGACAACUUUGUCCAAGUGUGUGGAGGAUUACCACUUGCUCUUCAAGUAAUGGGCGGGCAUGUUUUUGGCAGUGACAAAGCUUAUUGGAAGUUACAAUUAAAUGUUGCUAAGGAGGCAAGAGUACACAAAGACAUAAAACAUAAGCUUAAGAUAAGCUAUGAUGCUCUGGAAGAGGAUGAGAAACAGAUAUUUAUGGAUGUAGCAUGCUUUUUCAUAGGGGAAGAUGUGAACAGGGCCAAAAGUAUAUGGAGGGCUUCAGGGUGGAGAGCUGAACAUGGACUUCAGACUCUCAAGGACAGAUGCCUUGUUGAAGUGGAAACUUGUUUAGAUCAAGACUAUCCGGAUUCGAAAUGCCAUUAUGAGCCAGAAUUUAUUUUGAGAAUGCAUGACCACCUCCGUGACUUAGGGAGAGAAAUGGCAGAUAAUGAAACGAGCCAUCCUCGUCGGCUGUGGCGUCCUGAAGAUCGUAUUGAUGUGAGCGAAGUCGAGGGAAUCCAAGACAUCCAUCCUGACUCCGAAGGAAAAAGUUUCAGAUGUUUCGCGCAUGACCUUAUAGGUGCUGAUGCCCUUGAUAUAACAUAUUUUCUGGGGAGUUCAAAGACAUCAACUUCUUUACAAUGGCUUCAACUUCACUCUAAGCAGGAAGAGUAUUCAUCUAUUCCUGAAUGCAUUCCUCUACAGAAUUUGCACACUUUAAGUCUUCAAAGAGUAUUACCUACGAUAUUGUGGCAAAGGGAUGACCAGGUUUCACUCAAGUUGAAUGGAAUUUGUUGCUGAAAUCUGUAAGAGAACUCACCAAUCUGAAAACUUUAAAGCUGGUAUUAUUUGCUGCUGUAGAAGGGGAAAUUGCUUUAAGCAACAGGGGAGAGACAACUGACGAUCGGUUUUGUAUGAGAAGCCUUGAAGCCAUAUCUCUGUGUAAGGUAGGGAACACAAGAAAGGUCUCAAUUCAUGGAAAGUUCUGUCCCACCUUGAAAUCUCUUAAGCUUUGUUCUAUGACAGAUCUAAGUGAAGUGGAUUUAACAGGGGUAACCACACUGCAAUGUCUUGUGCUGUUCCGCUGUAAAAAGUUGACAAAAGUGUUGAGCAAUUAUGUGCCAGAACUUGAAAUGGUCCACAUAAAAUUAUGCCGGACUAUGACAGAGUUGCCAAAUUUUGGGCAUGUCAGUUGUCUCAAGAGGAUCUAUAUUAGCCGCUGUCGGGAUCUACAGGAUAUAUCAGCAAUUGAAAGAUUGAAGGGAUUGAAGAGGUUCUGGAUUGCUGGAUGUCCAAAGCUGAAGAGUAUAAAAGCUAUUGAACAAUUGAAGGGGUUGAGAAGAAUCUGGAUUCAGGAAUGUCCACAGCUGGAGGGUGUAAUUUGUUUUAAAGAAUUGAAGGAGUUGAAGAGAAUCUUCAUUGGGGGUUGUCCGAAGCUGCAGAAUAUAAGGGGUAUUGAAGAAUUGAAAGGACUGAAGGAGAUGCUGAUUGCAGUCUGUCCUAUACUAAGUGUCGUUGAAAGGUUGCAGAGAUUGCCGUCGGAGCUUACAAUUCUAGCAGGGAGAUGGGCGUCAGAUUGGGAAGGACUUGAAUCCAAAUGGACAUCGCUCAUGUCAGAUUUAAAGAAAUUGGGGACACAUUGUUUCUCUGAAAUAGAUUUCUUUAGUAGGGGACAGGUAGAGGAGAAGAUCCAUUCGUUUCAUAAAACCAAGCAUUCGCUCAGUAGAAUCAUCUUCUGCGCUCUCUUUUCGGAUAAUGUUUUCAUAGGGAGCGAAAUUUUGAUUAGGAGGUGGGUUGAACUAGGUGGUGUAUUUUUCUCUUUUCGUGACGGCGGAUGGACGAUAUGUACGUGCGUGGUUAAUGAAGAAAGGCUCUCAAAAUAUGACUCCUGGAUGCCCCAAAUUGGUGUACCAAAAAAAGGGUUUAUAAUGGGAGUGGAGGCAGGUGAAGAAAGGAAAACCAUUCACAUAUUGCAAACCAUAUUUGCUCAACAAUACGUUAACAAUGGCCAAUAUUGUGACCGCAGUAAAAUCAAUUAUUGGGCUAGCAGACGUGCAAUGGAUUUUGAUGAUUUGGCCGAGUAUGUUGAUGACGAUGAAGAAGAUGAUGGUGGUGAUGAUGAUGAUAAUAAUGUAACUGAGUUCUAGUUGAAAAAUGAGAUUAUGGAUAUCUUAAAAGAAUUAGUAUUUUUAUUUUUAAA
Molecule: messenger RNA, 3568 nt
Organism: Cryptomeria japonica (Japanese cedar)
Lineage: Eukaryota; Viridiplantae; Streptophyta; Pinopsida; Cupressales; Cupressaceae
Product: disease resistance protein L6-like
Exons: 5
Coding region: 253-2169 (638 amino acids)
Biological process (GO): signal transduction; defense response
Molecular function (GO): ADP binding
Source: RefSeq, a predicted model, not a curated record